This is a messenger RNA of Bombina bombina (fire-bellied toad), 10560 nucleotides long. RefSeq names its product mucin-5B-like. The record is from RefSeq and is a predicted model, not a curated record. The transcript is spliced from 83 exons. The coding region runs from base 1 to 10560 and encodes 3519 amino acids. NCBI's taxonomy places the organism in Eukaryota, Metazoa, Chordata, Amphibia, Anura, Bombinatoridae. Gene Ontology annotation, molecular function: protein binding. Gene Ontology annotation, cellular component: extracellular matrix.
AUGGGGACCUUCCUAAGGAUUCAACUGGGGAUCCUAUUACUAUUCAUAGGAUCGCUCAAUGCCCGUAUCCAGCAGCAUGACUAUGACACAGAUGUUGAUUCCACCAGUAAUGAGAACAUCCCUGAAGAUUUGACUGGUGCCCGUAUCCAGCAGCAUGACUAUGACACAGAUGUUGAUUCCACCAGCAAUGAGAACAUCCCUGAAGAUUCGACUGGUUUCAUAAAUGGAGCUAAAAGGAUAUCUGUUAUUCCAAAUAUUCCUACCUCACCUGUUGUAAAAGUGAUCAACAAUGCUCACAAUAGCAAAAUCUGCAGUACCUGGGGGAACUUCCACUUCAAGAACUUUGAUGGGGAUGUGUUCCACUUCCCUGGCACCUGCAACUAUGUUUAUUCCUCCCACUGCAAAAGCGCAUAUGAAGACUUCAAUAUUCAGAUUCGUCGUGAGGUGGUCGACAAUGUCCCAGUCAUUCAAAAGAUCAUUAUGAAGAUAGAUGGGUUGGUUCUUCAGAUCAACCAUAACACAGUUGAAGUCAAUGGACAAAAAGCGCAACUGCCAUUCAGCGCUUCAAGCACUCAGAUUGAGAAACAUGGAGUCUACCUCACAGUCAGCUCCAAAAUUGGCCUGGUAUUUAUGUGGAAUGAUGAUGAUAGUAUUUUGCUGAAACUGGAUGAAAAAUAUGCUAACCAGACCUGUGGAUUGUGUGGAGACUACAACAGCAUCUCUAUCCACAAUGAGUUUAUCUCCAAUGGUGUCCAGAUUACAGCAACACAGUUUGGAAACCUCCAGAAGAUGGAUGGACCAACAGAACAAUGUCAAGAUGCACCACCAACUCCCAAGAGUAAUUGCACUGACUAUGAAAAAAUCUGUGAAAGAAUCCUGCUGGGUUCUGCCUUUUCACAAUGCCACUCAAAGAUGGGUGUUCAGUCGUACAUUGAUGCUUGUGUUCAGGACCUGUGUGCAUGUGAAAGCGAAAUCAUUGACAUCUGCCUAUGUAGCACAUUUGCUGAAUACUCCAGACAGUGUGCCCAUGCUGGAGGUGUGCCACAAAAGUGGAGAAACAAAAACCUGUGUCCCCUGAAAUGUCCUUACAACAUGGUAUAUCAGGAAUGUGCUUCCCCUUGUGCUGACACAUGCUCAAACCCAGAGAGAAGAGUUACUUGUGAAGACCAUUGUCGUGAGGGGUGCACUUGCCCUGCAGGGACUGUAUUUGAUGAUAUCAACAAAUCAGGCUGUGUCCCUAUUGAACAGUGCUCCUGUACCUUCAACAGUGAAACCUAUGCUCCUGGAUCAUCUUUCUCCACCUCUUGUAGCACUUGUCUUUGCACAUCAGGAAAGUGGAAUUGCAAGAACAUGCCUUGCCCAGCAUCAUGUUCCUUAGAGGGAGGAUCUCACAUUACCACCUAUGAUCAGACUCAUUACAAUAUUCAUGGAAACUGUAACUAUGUCUUGUCUAAGUCUUGCAGUGAUAGUGGAUUUACAGUUCUCUCUGAACUUCGUAAAUGUGGUCUUUCUGAGAGCGAGACUUGCCUUAAGAGUGCUACCGUCAUCCUCAAUGGAGGUGAAACCAUUGUUGGAAUCAAACCCUGUGGCAGUGUUUAUAUCAACGGAAUCUACACACAGUUGCCAAUAUCUGCUGCCAAUGUUACAAUCUUCAGACCAUCAUCAUUCUACAUUGUUGUUCAGACUAAUCUUGGAGUCAGGCUAGCUGUUCAAUUAACACCGUUUAUGCAACUGUAUGUGACCUUAGACCCCUCAUUAAAAAGCAAGACCUGUGGUCUUUGUGGAAAUUUCAAUGACAAACAGUCAGAUGAUUUCCAAACCAUCAAUGGAGUAAUUGAAGGAACAGCAGCAAGCUUUGCCAAUACCUGGAAGACCCAAGCAAAUUGUCCUAAUAUUAAGAAUGUGUAUGAAGACCCAUGCGCCCUCAGUAUAGAAAAUGAACAAUAUGCUAAGCACUGGUGUGGAUUGGUUUCUGAUCCAACUGGCCCCUUCGCUGCAUGCCACAGCACUGUGCUUCCAGACAUUUACCAAAAAAAUUGUAUGUUUGAUGCCUGUAACUGUGAGAAGACUGAGGAGUGUAUGUGUGCUGCCCUAUCAUCUUAUGUUCACGCCUGUGCUGCAAAGGGAGUCAUAUUAACUGGAUGGAGAGCCAAUGUCUGCACAAAGUACAUGAAUACUUGCCCUAAGACUCUGAACUACACCUACUCUACAAGCACCUGUCAACCCACUUGCCGCUCACUCAGUGAGCCAGACGUCACCUGCAGCAUUAAGUUUAUCCCUGUGGAUGGUUGCACCUGUAGUAAGGACUUCUAUAUGGAUGAUAGUGGAAAAUGCGUCCCAGUUGCCGAAUGCCCAUGUUACUACAAGGGGUCUGCUGUUUCUUCUAGUGAAGUGCACUAUGAGAAUGGAGUAAUGUGCACCUGCAGUCUGGGAAAACUGAGUUGUAUUGGAUCUCCAGAGCCAGUCUGCAAUUCCCCAAUGAUUUAUUUUGACUGUAAAAAUGCCUCUGCUGGCUCCAAAGGAGCAGAGUGUCAGAAAAGUUGCCAGACUCUGGAUAUGGAAUGCUACACGCAAAAUUGUGUCUCUGGCUGUGUGUGCCCUAAUGACCUAGUAUCAGAUGGAAAAGGUGGCUGCAUUAAAGAAGAACAGUGCCCAUGUAUCCACAAUGAUGCCAGUUACCAGCCGGGAGAGAAAAUCAAAACUAAAUGCAAUACUUGCACUUGCAAGAAUCGUAUGUGGAUGUGUACUAGCAACCCGUGCUUAGGAACAUGUGCAGUGUACGGAGAUGGUCAUUACAUCACCUUUGAUGGAAAACGCUACAGCUUUAAUGGAGACUGUGACUAUAUUCUUGCUCAGGAUCACUGUGGCAUGGCUGGAAAUAGCAGCACUUUUAGAGUCAUUACUGAGAACAUUCCUUGUGGUACCACUGGCACAACCUGCUCUAAGGCAAUCAAGGUUUUCCUGGGGAGUUAUGAACUUAUCCUUACUGAUGAACACUUUGAAGUGAUUGAAAGAGGCAUUAGAGCUGAGGUUCCCUAUAAGGUUCGGCACAUGGGUAUCUACCUCGUCAUUGAAGCAAACAAUGGACUUAUAUUGAUGUGGGACAGGAAGACAAGCAUCUUCAUCAAGCUUAGCAAAGAUUUUGAGGGAAACGUUUGUGGUCUUUGUGGUGACUAUGAUGGAAAUAGAAUUAAUGACUUCACUACUAGGAGUCUAUCUGUGGUUGGAGAUGUUAUUGAGUUUGGCAACAGCUGGAAACUAUCUCCAUCAUGCCCUGAUGCCAAACAAAGUAGAGACCCUUGCUCUGCUAACCCAUACAGGAAAUCUUGGGCUCAGAAGCAGUGUAGCAUCAUCAACAGUGCAGUAUUUUCUGCUUGCCAUGCACAGGUUGACCCAUCAAACUACUAUGAUGCUUGUGUCACUGACUCUUGUGCUUGUGACGCUGGUGGAGACUGUGAGUGCUUCUGUACUGCCAUUGCAGCCUAUGCCCAGGCCUGCAGCGAAUCUGGCAUCUGUGUUUCCUGGAGAACACCAAACAUCUGUCCUAUUUUCUGUGAUUACUACAAUCCUGAAGGAGAGUGUGCGUGGCACUACAAACCGUGUGGCGCACCUUGCAUGAAAACAUGUAGGAACCCAAGCGGGAAAUGUCUUAAUGAAAUAUCAGGCCUGGAAGGAUGCUACCCCAAAUGCCCAGCAGGCAAACCUUAUUUUGAUGAAGAUGAAAUGGAGUGUGUGUCUAAGUGUGGCUGCUAUGAUGAGGAAGGAAACCACUAUAAGCCAAGUGCCCCAGUGUACACCAAGGAGAACUGCAAGUCUUGCGAGUGCACAAUGUCUGGUAUUGCCUGCAAAUACACAAAAGAAGCCUGUCACUGUCAAUACAAUGGAACAAUGUAUAACUACAAUGAUGUUAUUUAUAACACCACUGAUGGCAUUGGGGGCUGUAUUGUUGCUAUAUGCAGUGAAAAUGGUAUAAUCUACAGAGAUAUCAACCCAUGUAAAAAAUCUAUACCGACUACAACACCAUUUACAUUUACCACCACUCUUGCCACUACAACAGAACUUCCUCCAGAAACUACAACUGCAACCGUUACAGUUAUCACAAUGCCAGAACAAACUACAAGUCCUGUAACCACAAAUGCAGAAACCACUGCUACCAGUCCAGAAACAACUGCUACUGUUAAAACUACAACACCUGAAAUAACAACCUUAGUAAAAACUACAAUUUAUACCGUAACUCCAGAAAUAACGACUGCAACAAUUCCUGUAACUAUAGCUACAGCAACCACUACAGAAAGUAUCCAAUCAACUACAUUACCAACCAUAUCUGAAACUACACCACCACCACCAACAGCAACCACAAAAACAUCUCCUCCGACUGCUACAAGUGAAAUUACCACACGCCGCUUUUGUCAUGUUGGUGAUUCUCUCUUCUUACCAGGGGAAGUAAUAUACAAUAAGACAGAUAAGGCUGGCUGCAGUUUCUAUGCAAUCUGUAAUGAUCUGUUUGAGAUUAAGAGAUUCCAAGGUCCCUGCCAGCAUACUGUAACUCCUACUACUACAACUUCAACUACAACUAAAAAACAUUCCAACACUUCAUCAACAACACCAAAAACACCACCUCCUGUUGAAGGAUGUCCUCCCAGAAAGACCAAUGAAACCUGGGCGUAUAACAAAUGCGCGACCGCUACCUGCCGUGGAAAGAAUAUUAUUACUAUUGAGCAAGUGAAAUGUCCUCCAGUGAAAACAAUAGCAUGUGAUAAUGGUUUCCCGCCAGUCAAAGUUUACAGUCAAGAUGGAUGUUGUUACCAAUAUGAAUGUCAAUGUGUUUGCAGUGGUUGGGGAGACCCUCAUUAUAUUACCUUUGAUGGGAUCUACUACACCUUCCUGGAAGACUGCACCUACGUCCUUGUGCAACAGAUAACUCCCAAGUUUGACAACUUUCGUAUCCUUGUUGAUAACUAUUUCUGUGCUGCUGCUGAUGGUUUGUCGUGUCCAGGGGCUAUUCUUGUUUAUUAUAAAGCAGAUGAAGUGGUGCUGACACAGCAGAUGAUCAAAGGGAGAAUGACCAAUACGAUCAGGUACAACAACAACUGGGUUUCUCCAGGAUUCACCAAGAAUGGAAUUAGUGUAACCAGUGCUGGUAUCAACAUGGUUGUGGAAAUCCCAGAAAUCAAUGCUUACAUCUCUUUCAGUGGGUUGAUCUUUGUGAUCAAAUUGCCAUUCAGUAAAUUUGGCUACAACACAGAAGGACAAUGUGGUACUUGCUCCAAUAACCGCACUGAAGACUGUCGUCUGCCAACGGGUAGGAUUGUUAAAGAAUGCUCAGAGAUGGCUUACCAAUGGAAUGUUAAUUCUACAUAUAGACCAUACUGUCAUCCUCCUCCAAAAACAAUAACACCCAGUACACCAACUCCAUCACCUACAUGCGGCUCUUCACCACUUUGUGAUGUGAUCUUUAGCGAUGUGUUUGCAGAAUGUCAUGAGAAGAUACCACCACAACCUUACCAUGAGGGAUGCGUUUAUGAUGCGUGCCGUGUUAGAAAUGAGUCAGUGCAAUGUUCCAGCUUAGCGAUCUAUGCUUCACUGUGUGCUGCUAAUGGAGUCUGCGUUGACUGGAGAGGAAAGACUGGAGGCCAUUGCCCAUACUAUUGCCCAGUUGGAAAGUUUUACGAUCCUUGUGGUCCAAUUCAUGUACCAACCUGUGACAGCAAGGAGGAACAGAUCAUUAAUGAUGGACUUAUUGAAGGUUGUUACUGUUCUUCAGGAACUAAGCUCUUUAACAGUUAUACUGACGUCUGUGUUAAGAGCUGCUCUUGCAUUGGGCCUGAUGGAAUGCCGAAAAAGGCUUCAGAGACCUGGAUUAGCAAUUGCCAAGAAUGUAUUUGUGAGCCGACCUCUCUUUCUGUACAAUGCAAGCCACUUAAAUGUGCUGAACCUGAACCUGUCUCCUGCAACAAGGAAGGUUUUAUUGCUGUGCAAGUGCCAAACCCAGAUCAGCCUUGUUGUAUACUGAACCAAUGCCAAUGCAAUGUCAGUUAUUGUAGCAACAACGCAAAGAGCUGUCCUCUUGGCUUUGAGUUUGUACCUGUUCUUCAAGAGGGCGACUGCUGUAUCAGUUAUGAUUGUAAACCAAAGGAAGUCUGUGUGGACCACGACACCAUGUAUAAGCCAGAGGAAUCCAUUCCACCAUCCACAGAUUCAUGCCUACAAUGUAUAUGCACAAAGGAAAAAGAUCCUAAAACCUUACUGAAUCUGAUCUCUUGUAACCCCAUCUCAUGCAAGACAGAAUGUUCAGAGGGAUACAAGUAUAAAAAGAUAGAUGACCAGUGUUGCGGUAUUUGUAUACAAGACGCAUGCACAUAUACAAUGGAUGACAAUUCCACUGUUGUAAUCAAGCCUGGUGACACCUGGCAAAAUCCAAACAACAAGUGUUCUUACUAUGAAUGUAACCAGGCUGGUGAACAGUUUACAACAGUCAGCAUUGAGAGAGGGUGCACUGUAUACAGACAAGAUCAAUGCUCACAGGGCUAUCAGUAUGAAAAGGUUGAAGGAGAAUGCUGCGGCAAAUGUGUGCAGGAGGCAUGUGCAAUAAAGAUGGCAGAUGAUUCAGUCAAAGUAGUUAAGGGUUUUAAAUAUGUUAGUAAAUCUGGAGAGUGCUGUGGUGAUUGUGUUAAAGAGGCUUGCACAAUGAAGAUGGAUGACAACACAACUAAAAUCCUCCAGCCUGGUGAGACCUGGUAUUCUCCAAACAACAAGUGUUCUCAUUAUGAAUGCAUCAAAUCUGGUGAAGAGUUUACAACAGUUAGCCUUGCAAAGGAUUGCACUGUAUACAGUCAAGAUCAAUGCACACAGGGCUACCAGUAUGAAAUGGUUGAAGGAGAAUGUUGUGGCAAAUGUGUGCAGGUGGCAUGUACAAUAAAGAUGAAAGAUGAUUCUGUCAAAUUAGUUAAGCCUGAGGAAACUUGGAGUCCACCAGAAGACAUUUGUGUUCAGUAUGAAUGUCAAAAGAUUGAAGACCAGCUUGUUCCUGUCACUAUGAAGAAAGCCUGCUCUGAUGUUAAUUGUGAACCUGGUUUUAAAUAUGUUGCUAAAUCUGGAGAGUGCUGUGGUGAGUGUGUUAAAGAGGCUUGCACAAUGAAGAUGGAUGACAACACAACUAAACUCCUCCAGCCUGGUGAGACCUGGUAUCCUCCAAACAACAAGUGUUCUCAUUAUGAAUGCAUCAAAUCUGGUGAAGAGUUUACUACAGUUAGCCUUGCAAAGGAUUGCACUGUAUACAGUCAAGAUCAAUGCACACAGGGCUACCAGUAUGAAAUGGUUGAAGGAGAAUGUUGUGGCAAAUGUGUGCAGGUGGCAUGUACAAUAAAGAUGGCAGAUGAUUCUGUCAAAUUAGUUAAGCCUGGUGACACCUGGCAAAAUCCAAACAACAAGUGUUCUUACUAUGAAUGUAACCAGGCUGGUGAACAGUUUACAACAGUCAGCAUUGAGAGAGGGUGCACUGUAUACAGACAAGAUCAAUGCUCACAGGGCUAUCAGUAUGAAAAGGUUGAAGGAGAAUGCUGCGGCAAAUGUGUGCAGGAGGCAUGUGCAAUAAAGAUGGCAGAUGAUUCAGUCAAAGUAGUUAAGCCUGGGGAAACUUGGAUUCCACCAGAAGACGUUUGCAUUCAAUAUGAUUGUCAAAAAAUUGAAGACCAGCUUGUCCCUGUCACUGUGAGGAAAGCCUGCUCGAAUGUUAAUUGUGAACCUGGUUUUAAAUAUGUUAGUAAAUCUGGAGAGUGCUGUGGUGAUUGUGUUAAAGAGGCUUGCACAAUGAAGAUGGAUGACAACACAACUAAAAUCCUCCAGCCUGGUGAGACCUGGUAUUCUCCAAACAACAAGUGUUCUCAUUAUGAGUGCAUCCAAUCUGGCGAAGAGUUUACUACAGUUAGCCUUGCAAAGGAUUGCACUGUAUACAGUCAAGAUCAAUGCACACAGGGCUAUCAGUAUGAAAUGGUUGAAGGAGAAUGUUGUGGCAAAUGUGUGCAGGUGGCAUGUACAAUAAAGAUGAAAGAUGAUUCUGUCAAAUUAGUUAAGCCUGAGGAAACUUGGAGUCCACCAGAAGAUAUUUGCGUUCACUAUGAAUGUCAGAAGAUUGAAGACCAGCUUGUUCCUGUCACUAUGAAGACAGCCUGCUCUGAUGUUAAUUGUGAACCUGGUUUUAAAUAUGUUACUAAAUCUGGAGAGUGCUGUGGUGAGUGUGUUAAAGAGGCUUGCACAAUGAAGAUGGAUGACAACACAACUAAACUCCUCCAGCCUGGUGAGACCUGGUAUCCUCCAAACAACAAGUGUUCUCAUUAUGAAUGCAUCAAAUCUGGUGAUGAGUUUACAACAGUUAGCCUUGCAAAGGAUUGCACUGUAUACAGUCAAGAUCAAUGCACACAGGGCUACCAGUAUGAAAUGGUUGAAGGAGAAUGUUGUGGCAAAUGUGUGCAGGUGGCAUGUACAAUAAAGAUGAAAGAUGAUUCUGUCAAAUUAGUUAAGCCUGAGGAAACUUGGAGUCCACCAGAAGACAUUUGCGUUCACUAUGAAUGUCAAAAGAUUGAAGACCAGCUUGUUCCUGUCACUAUGAAGAAAGCCUGCUCUGAUGUUAAUUGUGAACCUGGUUUUAAAUAUGUUACUAAAUCUGGAGAGUGCUGUGGUGAGUGUGUUAAAGAGGCUUGCACAAUGAAGAUGGAUGACAACACAACUAAAAUCCUCGAGCCUGGUGAGACCUGGUAUCCUCCAAACAACAAGUGUUCUCAUUAUGAAUGCAUCAAAUCUGGUGAAGAGUUUACAACAGUUAGCCUUGCAAAGGAUUGCACUGUAUACAGUCAAGAUCAAUGCACACAGGGCUAUCAGUAUGAAAUGGUUGAAGGAGAAUGUUGUGGCAAAUGUGUGCAGGUGGCAUGUACAAUCAAGAUGAAAGAUGGUUCUGUCAAAUUAGUUAAGCCUGAGGAGACUUGGAGUCCACCAGAAGACAUUUGCGUUAACUAUGAAUGUCAAAAGAUUGAAGACCAGCUUGUUCCUGUCACUAUGAAGAAAGCCUGCUCUGAUGUUAAUUGUGAACCUGGUUUUAAAUAUGUUACUAAAUCUGGAGAGUGCUGUGGUGAGUGUGUUAAAGAGGCUUGCACAAUGAAGAUGGAUGACAACACAACUAAACUCCUCCAGCCUGGUGAGACCUGGUAUCCUCCAAACAACAAGUGUUCUCAUUAUGAAUGCAUCAAAUCUGGUGAAGAGUUUACUACAGUUAGCCUUGCAAAGGAUUGCACUGUAUACAGUCAAGAUCAAUGCACACAGGGCUAUCAGUAUGAAAUGGUUGAAGGAGAAUGUUGUGGCAAAUGUGUGCAGGUGGCAUGUACAAUAAAGAUGAAAGAUGAUUCUGUCAAAUUAGUUAAGCCUGAGGAAACUUGGAGUCCACCAGAAGACAUUUGCGUUCAGUAUGAAUGUCAAAAGAUUGAAGACCAGCUUGUUCCUGUCACUAUGAAGAAAGCCUGCUCUGAUGUUAAUUGUGAACCUGGUUUUAAAUAUGUUACUAAAUCUGGAGAGUGCUGUGGUGAGUGUGUUAAAGAGGCUUGCACAAUGAAGAUGGAUGACAACACAACUAAAAUCCUCCAGCCUGGUGAAACCUUUUAUCCUCCAAACAACAAGUGUUCUCAUUAUGAGUGCAUCAAAUCUGGUGAAGAGUUUACAACAGUUAGCCUUGCAAAGGAUUGCACUGUAUACAGUCAAGAUCAAUGCACACAGGGCUACCAGUAUGAAAUGGUUGAAGGAGAAUGUUGUGGCAAAUGUGUGCAGGUGGCAUGUACAAUAAAGAUGAAAGAUGAUUCUGUCAAAUUAGUUAAGCCUGAGGAAACUUGGACUCCACCAGAAGAUAUUUGUGUUCAAUAUGAAUGUCAAAAAAUUGAAGACCAGCUUGUUCCAGUCACGGUGAAGAGAGCCUGCUCUGAUGUUAAUUGUGAACCUGGUUUUAAAUAUCUAACUAAAUCUGGAGAGUGCUGUGGUGAGUGUGUUAAAGAGGCUUGCACAAUGAAGAUGGAUGACAACACAACUAAACUCCUCCAGCCUGGAGAGACCUUCACUCCACCAGAGGACAAAUGCACUUCAUACACUUGUGAAGACAGUUACCAAGUGGUUUCGAUAAAGAAAUCAUGUCCAGUAUUUGAUCCUUCCAAAUGUGUUGAGGGUACUAUUAAAACAACAGAUGAUGGUUGUUGCAAGACGUGUGAAGCUGAUUCAACAGGAUGCCAAGUUCGUAUACAAUCCACCCGCAUUAAAACCAGCACCUGUGAAUCUGACCAGACUGUGGAGCUGUCUUACUGUGAGGGAGCUUGCAAAACCUCCUCCAUGUACUCUGCUGAGGCAAACACAAUGGAACACAAAUGUAGCUGUUGUCAGGAGAUGAAGACCAGCAAGCGUGAGGUGUCCCUUAAAUGCCUUGAUGGAACCAGUUCAAUGUACUCUUAUAUUUAUGUGGAACAAUGUGGCUGCACCAGCACAGAAUGCGGACAAGAUCCUCAGACGUCCCAGUCUCAACCACAUUAG